AUGUCUGGAGCUGAACGGAAGCUGCGCCACUUGAAAACGAGACGUCGUGGUAUCCUGUCGUCGUUCACUCUCAUCAAUAACUUCGUCUCUUCGUACCAGGAGGAAAGAGACAGAGCAGAAGUUCCCGUACGCCUGGAAGCGGUCGUGUCGCAAUGGACGGAGUUCAACAAGAUACAAGUGGAAUUAGAAACUUGUGAUGAAGCUCCUGAAGCGAUAGACCAGUAUUUUAAAGAAAAGGCCGAGUUUGAGACGCAGUAUUAUAAAGUGAAGGGUUUUCUUCUGCAACACUGCCAAAUCCCUGCUACGAAUGCGCCUUCUUCCGCCCCCCACACGCGAAGUCAUAAUUCGAGCAACGUUAAACUGCCUGACGUUAAGCUACCGGUGUUUGCCGGCAACUAUGAGAGUUGGCUCAACUUUCACGACUUGUUCGUAUCGCUUGUUCACUCGUCGUCGGAGCUUUCAAGUAUCCAAAAAUUUUAUUAUCUCCGGUCGUCUUUAGCUGGGGAAGCACUGAAGCUGAUCCAGACGAUACCGAUUAGUGGUAUUAAUUAUCCAGUGGCUUGGAAUUUGUUGGUCGAGCACUCCCAAGACCAGAAGGUUCUUAAGCGCAAUUAUGUUCAGGCAUUGUUUGACUUUCCGGUCCUUCGUCGAGAGUCUUCUACUGAACUGCAUUCGUUGGUUGAAAAGUUCGAAGCAAAUGUUAGGGUGCUCAAGCAACUUGGAGAAAGCACCGAACAUUGGGACAUAUUGCUGAUCCAUUUCCUCACGAGUCGUCUCGAUCCUGACCUCAUCGAUUUCAUCCAGCGGAGAGUCAACGUAUUGCAGCACGUGUCUUCCAAGCAAAGCGAUAUUCAACAACUUUCGCAAUUUCGCAAAACGACGAAUAAUCGUGUUAGUAGCCACGGAGCAUUUCAGGAGAAUCGUCGAAAGUGUCUCGUCUGUCCGGAAGAACAUCCCAUCUACCAGUGUAGCAUCUUUAGUCGUAUGCCUGUAGAGGAGAACGAGAAGCUCGUCAAGCGUCACCAACUGUGCCUGAACUGUCUUCGAAAAGGCCACAUGGCACGUGAUUGUCCGUCGGAGAACUGCUGCUGGAAGUGCAGAUCUCGCCAUCACACUCAACUGUGCACAAAUACAUCGAAUGCUAGAAGACCAUCAAACGCUGUAGCAGGUUCAAAAAAUAACAACCGAAAUUCGAACCAUUCCACCACCAGUACAACCCUUCAAGAUCAACAACCCCCAUCCUCAUCGAUGCAAGCGCCAGCACCUGUUUUGAAUGCUGCACACUCCGGUUUGAGCAGCUGUAACUCACAACUGUCCGCGAGAUCCAAGGUUCUUCUAGCCACUGCUGUGGUGAUUGUAGUAGACGACGCUGGAAGAGAACAUAUCGCCCGAGCACUUUUGGAUUCGGGGAGCGAAUGCUGUUUCGCCACCACACAGUUGUCUCAGACGAUGGCUGUUACUCGAACGAGAAUCGAUCUGCCGAUAGCCGGAAUCGGAAAAUCUUUGACCAAUGUGAAGCACCAAUUUCGUGCCGUCAUCAAAUCCCGAACUCGCAACUAUUCCUCUUGUGUCGAUUUGCUUAUUCUGCCGAAGCUCACUAUCGAUUUGCCAUCGGUCGAUGUAAACAUCGAUCAUUGGAACAUUCCCACCAACAUUGAUCUAGCCGAUCCAGCGUUCUUCAAAUCGAGCAGUAUCGACAUUAUAUUGGGCGCAGAGAUAUUUUUUGACCUGUUCUCCAUCCCAGGUCGCAUUUCCCUUGGAGAUUUUCUUCCUUCACUCACCAAUUCCGUCUUAGGAUGGGUAGUGUCAGGCCGAACUGCCCAAAGUCAACGCCAAUCUUCUGUUCGCUGCAACGUUGCAACCAUAGCCGAUCUUCACAAUGAUAUGGAGAAAUUUUGGAACAUAGAGGAAGAUCCAUCCGCCAACAACCAUUCCCCGGACGAAACUGCCUGCGAAGAGUUCUUCCAGCGCACUGUCGCACGCGAUUCAUCGGGUCGAUACAUGGUUCGACUACCAUUCAAGGAAUCUCUAAUGCAGCGAUUGGGAGACAACAAGGAAUCGGCUCUGCAUCGCUUUCGCCUGCUGGAAAAUCGACUGUCACGUGAUUCUACGAUCGUUCAGAAGUAUCGAGACUUAAUGGCCGAGUAUCUGGGGCUGGGUCAUAUGACGCCACUCAGCGACUUCGGAGAUGAGAUUCAUCCGAAGUAUUACCUUCCACAUCACCCCGUUAUACGAGAGAGCAGCAGAACAACUAAGCUGCGCGUCGUUUUCGAUGCGUCCAGUAAAACGAGUUCGGGAAUCUCACUGAACGAUGCCCUGAUCGUCGGUCCGACUGUGCAGGACGAUCUGCGCUCUAUCAUCAUGCGUUCCCGCACACAUGAAAUCGUUCUCAUAGCGGACGCCGAAAAAAUGUAUCGCCAAGUUCUACACUUCCCCGAAGACUAUGCGUACCUGUGCAUAUUCUGGCGAUUUUCUCGGGACGAACCACUUCAAACAUACGUUCUCCGAACCGUCACGUAUGGGACAGCAUCGGCUCCUUAUCUGGCUACUCGGGUCUUGAAGCAGUUAGCAAGCGACGAAGCGAGAAAUUUCCCAGUAGCAGUGAAGGUAGUUGAAAGGGAUUUUUACGUGGACGAUUUAUUUUCGGGAGCUGCUACCGUGACAGAGACAAUCAAGCUACGGGAACAAAUCGAAGGCAUGCUUUCCAGUGGAGGCUUCCAGCUGAGAAAGUGGGCAUCUAAUUUUGAGGCCGUUCUUAAGGGUAUUCCGCCUGAGAACCGCGCUCUUCAACACUCAAUCGAUCUUGAUCGUGACCAAAUAAUCAAAACGCUCGGUUUGCACUGGGAACCAGCAUCCGAUCGUUUUAAAUAUAAAAUUGAGCUUCUUCUGUCAUCAAACGUCGUGCUCACGAAGCGUCAAACGCUGUCGUAUAUCGCUCAGCUCUUCGAUCCAUUGGGACUCGUCGGUCCAGUCGUCGUAACGGCCAAAGCGUUCAUGCAAACACUCUGGACGCUUCGGGACGAGAGCGGAACGAUUUGGGAAUGGGAUCGAGAGCUUCCAUCCAGUCUACGGGGUCAAUGGAUCAACUACCACUCAAAUCUACCUGCGUUGAAUGAAUUGAGUAUCGAUCGUUAUGUUCUUCUCCCAAACUCGGUCGAGAUUGAGCUGCAUCUGUUCUCGGAUGCUUCGGACAUCGGAUACGGUGCGUGUGCCUACUUGAGGUCCGUCAGUAACAGUGGACAAAUCAAAAUCACACUUCUGACGUCAAAGUCCAGAAUUGCUCCUCUGAAGAAACAGAGCACACCUAGACUCGAACUGUGUGGCGCUCUACUCUCUGCUGAGUUGUACCAGCGAAUCGCCGCUUCUCUUCAGAUUACGUUUUCUACUGUUUUCUGGACUGACUCCACGACAGUCAUCAAUUGGCUCAAAGCAACUCCGUCUACUUGGACAACGUUUGUCGCAAACAGGGUGUCUAAGAUUCAGCACGCGACGCAGCACUGUUCUUGGAACCAUAUAGCCGGACUGGAGAACCCAGCUGACGUCAUCUCUCGUGGUUGCAUGGCUUCAGAUCUCAUCUUCAACAAACUCUGGUGGAAGGGUCCAGGAUGGCUGCAGCAGGAAAAAGAGCACUGGCCUGUUAACGGACAACACUGCGGACCUACCGAUCAAAGCAAUGCGGAAUGA
Molecule: messenger RNA, 3684 nt
Organism: Toxorhynchites rutilus septentrionalis
Lineage: Eukaryota; Metazoa; Arthropoda; Insecta; Diptera; Culicidae
Exons: 2
Coding region: 1-3684 (1227 amino acids)
Molecular function (GO): nucleic acid binding; zinc ion binding
Source: RefSeq, a predicted model, not a curated record